AUGUCCACUCCGGGAGAACGGAACUUCUCCCAGAAACUCAUGGGACUAGAGGCUUGCAACCUGCCCAUGGGUUUUAAAAUUUUUAUGCAAAACACAGUAAUAGAAAAGACUCUCCUGAUUCCGGAGGAAAGCCUGGUACGCUACCGAAACGGAAAAGGACUAAGAUGGCGAUCUGUACUUUACGCACGUACGCUUGCAUCGGAAGCAGCCAUCGAAGAUCUGAUGAUGAAAGCCAAGAAGAUCAAGUACGAUGUCAUCGGACUGACCGAGACGAGACGACGUCACCCUCUCAACGCCGUAUAUGAAACUGGAGAAGAACUGUUCUUAGGAACAUGCCACAGUAGAGGUGUUGGUGGAGUUGGCGUCCUCGUCAACACGAGUAUUGCAAAGAACAUCGACUCUUUUGAACAACUUACGACCCGAAUCGGACGUCUGCGGAUGAGAAGAUGUGGUCCAACACCAGCUUUGACUAUCUUCGUCGCUUACGCUCCAACAUCAAGCUACGAAGAAGAAGAAGUCGAAGCUUUCUAUAUCGAUCUGGAGAAGUUCUACCGAGAAGAUCAUGCCUUCUACAAGGUCAUAAUUGGCCAUUUCAACGCCACAAUUGGCCCAAGAAGAACGCCGGAGGAACUUCACAUCGGGACUAAGACCAUCCAUGGGAACUCGCAAUUCCAAAAGCCUUCCUCUCUACGCUGGACGUGGGAGUCAAACGGUGGAGGAUACGGUAAUGAAAUAGACCACAUCAUCGUCAAUAAAAGGUUCUGCCUGACGGACGCCGCUGUUGUACCAAAGUUCUAUACGGGAUUGGACCAUCGCCUCCUCCGAGGAAGAUUUUCCUUCACAAGGAGAGCAGAGAAAGCCGCCAAGUUCAGAUGGAGAAAUCCCAGGACUAUCAUCAACUGGGAUCUCUUCACAACGUUAGCCGGCUUUGGGGAAGAUUCCGCAAUGGACGACAUCGACGAGGAAUAUGACCGGCUUGUCGAACACCUUCACGACUGCGCGAAGAAGGCUGAGACAGCACGAGCCGCAGGGAACCAAGAACUCACGUCCGAGCUCGCAAGGCUUUGCAGAGAGGCGAUAAAGGAAGACCUUAAAGAGAGAAGAGCAGAAGUGCUGGCUGAAGCUGGAGAGGCGGGGAAAAGCAUCCGCUAUGCCCGUCGAGACUUCGCCAGUCGCAAGACAAGGAUGACUGCUCUCCGGAACCCAAAGGGAACAUCCAUUGCAUCGAGAAGGGGGAUGGAGAAAAUCAUCUACGACUUCUACUCUGAUCUCUUCGACAGCCAUGUCCACUUGUCUUCUCACCAUCUGAGGGAAGACGGACAAGUCAUUUCAGAGGUUCUCCCGUCCGAAAUACGACAUGCUAUCGUGUCGGUAAGAAAUCGUACGGCACCCCGUCCCGAUAGAAUAAGACCAGAACACCUGAAGAACCUUCCGCCAGUACUCAUCAACACCCUGGCGAGGCUCUUCACACGUUAUCUAUCGGAAUGCAAGGUUCCUAAACAGUGCAAGACUGUGUUGUUGUAUAAAAAGGGAGAUCCACAUCAAGACAUCGGCAACUAUCGUCCAAUCUGCUUACUGUCCGUCAUCUACAAGCUCUUUACAAGGGUGAUCCUUAAUAGGAUUGAAAAAGUCUUGGAUGAAGGACAGCCAUGCGAGCAAGCAGGGUUUCGAAAAGGAUUCAGCACGAUUGACCACACUCACACUGUUUCGAAACUCACCGAGGUAUCACGAGAGUACAAGAUGCCGCUCUGUCUCACCUUCAUCGACUUGAAAAAGGUCUUCGACUGUGUGUCCAAGGCCUCCACGACCACUUCCGUCUCAACUGAGUCGUCAAGGCGUCCCUACUCAGUACAUAAAGCCACCCUCGAGAACGCAAUGCGACAGUUGGAAUGGGACGACAUGGGAGUGAAGGUUGACGGUCGGCAGCUACACCAUUUGCGCUUUGCUGAUGACAUCGCACUGAUAACACCUAACAUCAGCCAAGCGGAACGAAUGCCGACCGAAAUUCGACGAAACAUGUGGAUGCAUCGGUCUUCAGCUGAAUCUGGAAAAGACGAUGUUCAUGCGAAACUUAUGGCUCUCGGAUGCCCCAUUUAUGCUCACCGGAACGAACAUAUCGGAGUGCACUAG
Necator americanus (New World hookworm) is the source of this 2130-nucleotide messenger RNA. RefSeq lists its product as uncharacterized. Gene Ontology annotation, molecular function: catalytic activity. The transcript has 3 exons. The record is from RefSeq and is a predicted model, not a curated record. Lineage: Eukaryota; Metazoa; Nematoda; Chromadorea; Rhabditida; Ancylostomatidae. Bases 1 to 2130 code for a protein of 709 amino acids.